Molecule: messenger RNA, 962 nt
Organism: Quercus robur (English oak)
Lineage: Eukaryota; Viridiplantae; Streptophyta; Magnoliopsida; Fagales; Fagaceae
Product: transcription termination factor MTERF15, mitochondrial-like
Exons: 3
Coding region: 1-654 (217 amino acids)
Biological process (GO): regulation of DNA-templated transcription; chloroplast organization
Cellular component (GO): chloroplast
Molecular function (GO): double-stranded DNA binding
Source: RefSeq, a predicted model, not a curated record
AUGAAGGGUGUCUCACCUCAUAAACUCUUGUGGAUUGUCCCAGACUCAUUACACUUUGAAAACACAGAGAAACCAGACUCAGUGCUUAAUCUUCUUAGAGAGAAUGGUUUCACCAAUACCCAGAUCUCCAAAUUUGUCAGGCCCUGCCCACAGUUACUUUUAUGGGAUGUUGAGAAGACCCUUUUGCCAAAAAUUGAAUUUUUCCGUUCUAAGGGGACUUCAGGCUCUGAGCUCCCUAGGAUCCUCUCUUUGAACCCAGUACUGUUGAGUAGGAGCUUAGAGAAACAUCUUAUUCGAUCCUUGAAAAGAGUGCUUGUUGAGGCAAUCCAAGUAGUUUCAAUUAUGAGACAACCAAUGCUGGAAUCAAAAUUGGAGCUUUAUAAGAGGUGGGGUUGGUCCAAGGAUGUUGCUCUCUUGGCUUUUAAAAGGCGGCCACAUUGUAUGCUUUUAUCAGAAGAGAAGAUCACAGAAGCAGUGGACUUCCUAGUGAAUAAAAUGGGUUGUCCAUCUGCAGUUAUUACUAGGAAUCCUAUAAUAAUUUUAUUCAAUUUAGAGAAGAGGAUUACCCCUAGAUGUUUGGUUAUUCAAAGUUUGCUUGCCAAGGGUUUGCUGAAGAAUGAUUUAGGUGUAUGGGCUUUCUGGAGAAUUUUGUGAUCAAGUUUCAGGAUGACGUUCCUCAAUUGUGGAAUGUGUAUUGGGGUAAGACACAUGUUCUAGAGGUAGGACACGAAUCUGAGAAGGUAUGUGGGGCUAAACCUUUGUAGCGCUUUAUGACUUAAAUUUAGUUCUUAACUUUUUAUUCAGUUGCUAGCUUAACAUUUAAUACUUAUUGGAUAAAGCAUUUGCAUUAUAUUGUACUGUAUUCACUUGGAUAAGUGAUUUCCAAGACAACAAUCUCAGUUAUUGAUCUGUGACAUGGAUUCUUAAUUUCAAAUAAAAGGCCUGAUUCACGUUUAUAUUUU